AUGCCCUCCCUCACCCUGACUGACCCGGACAUGAUCCUGCCAUUCGAUGGCAGCGAGCGCGAAUCCCAAACGCCCUCCCCGCCCUCGCAACUCGUCUAUCUGACCAACCUGAACGCCCGCUACAACGCCGCCGAACCCCAUGCCGGCUCGCUGUCCAGCAGCAGGCCCAAGAAAAAUUUUUCCCGGCACUGGACCCACGACGACCUGAGCACGAGCGCGAGUCGCCGGCUGUCUGAUAUCGGAGAGGAAUUGUCACCGGCGCGCUCGACCAGUUUCGAAGAACAGGAGGAAGAGGAGCACAUGCAGGAGGAGCAGGUCCAAUCUCAUGGCCAGCAUGCGGGAUACUAUGCUGGGCAUGAGCAGGGACUCGCGAGCUCACCUCUUCUCCCGGAUUCGACCGAGAAAGACAAUGCCAGUAGCUCGAGUUCGACGGUGAGUGCGGGGAGCGCACGUGGUAAGGAUGUCUCGUCGCAAAGUGCGCACGAGCAGGUCUCGAGCCAGCAGCAACGCCAUGAAUAUGUGCAGCCCAGUGGGCUGUCGGGCAGUGGAGCCGCCAGUGCAAGCGCGAAUGUCAAUGGGCACACGAUGCCCCCCGGCGCGCCUGAUUCCAGUGUCAUCGCGUCCGCCGCAAAGGGCAAAGGACCUGGCGAGGAGUUCUCGUCGGCGAUUUUGAGUAGCGAAGCAGAGAGGAUUUUGGAUAACGCGAAGAAGCGAUUGACUUUAAUGGAAGGCAAUCUGAACCGUGCCCGUUCAUCGGUGCGUUUGACACCCUCGCCCUCGCCCUCGGCGCCAGGGACGACGUCGCCCAUGGGAAUGCCAGCCGGAGGAUUGUACCGUUCGAUCUCCAAGACCGAUCGUCGCGGCUCAAUGCUGCGUCGACAGUCGCACUUGCCGUCCAAGGAUGUGUCGACCAACCGGCACUCGCGCGUGCACAGCGAGACCAAUUUUCCGCCCGAGUCGAGCUUGUCGACUGACACGAAGCGAUUGUCUCGCUCGGUCAGCGCAAUGGGCUCAAGUAGCUCGACCUACCAUAACGACGACCGUUCGUUUCACUACGAGCCGACGAGAGCGUAUUUGACCCAUCGCGCGUCUAUCUCUUCCAUGAAACCACCCUACAUUGAGCAGGAAGCGCCAUCGCAGGAGCAAUCACCGCAGUCUCCGCAGUCUGGGCGAUCCCCGGUGGCUACUCAUUCGCCAGUGUCAAUCUCUUAUGAUGGAAGUGGCUCCUUGGAUUCGCCCCAGGGACUGGGUAUCUCGUCUGAGGACGAGUCCAAAUCCACCAAUGGUGGAGACUUCAGCCCAGUCUAUAGUUCAUAUGGUCCACCGAGCCGCGCUCAAUCCCAGCUGCAGGUGCGGGAUCUCCAGUACCAGAUGAAGGGCUUGCAUAUCAAAAUUUCUUCUCUCAAAGUCCGCACCCAGGAGGACAAUCUCCGCCGGCGCAGUCUGCAGAGCCUCCGCACACCCAGCCCCCUGACAGCCGCGGAUCCUUGGUUCCAGAACGCCCUCGAGCUCCGCGAAGGCCAAAGCAGCCGCGGAUCUAAUGCCAGACGGGACGGUAGUUCCGAGUACGCUCGGGAAUCUCGUCCCCAGAGCCAGAACCCGGCCCCCAGCAAAGAAACGCCUCCGCAAGAGACUGACGAAAGCCCCGUGGAACAACAACCCCAGUCCAAGCGCUCCAGCUCAGACUGGCAGUCCCAACAGCCUGUUUACCACCAUGAACGAGAACAAUCGACUGCACAGAGUAUGUACGAAGAUGCCGAGGAGGGUGAAUACGAGGGCGAGAUUGAUCGGGAAGCUCUGGAUGAGAUCCUGCGCGAGCCGCUGGAUGAAGAUCUGGAGAGCUCUGUACCUCAUGAGGAACGCGAGGACGCUUUCGAUUAUGAGCACUUCAUUCUUCAUAGUGCACUGGGAAACUUCUCUCAUCAGCUUCGUCGCCCGAGUAAUGCCUCCCACGAAUCGGCUGAGACGACUCGACCAAUGCGGCCGGUCCGACAUUCGCGCAAUAACAGCGCAAUGUCCGACUCCACCGUCGCUACCUUUGCUACUGCGACGGAAGGUGAACCCAUACCGGAGGAGGGAGACGACAUUGACGAUAUGCUAUACUGGGAUCGCCGGUUCAACCAUGAACUGCGCCAUCGCCACGCCCACGAAGAAGACCCCAUCAUGGAAGAAACUGACCGCUCCGAAACCCCCCGCGGGCCCCGAGGAGACGACGACGGCGAAAUCACCCCCGUCGGAAGCCAGUUUUACGACGCGAGCGGCCGAUCCUCAUCCGCCACAGCAGGCUCCGCAACCCCGACCUCUCUCGUCUCCUCGCUCGUCUCAACCGUACGAGCUGCCUCCGCCUCAAGCCCACACCAAAGCUCCACCCCUACUUCGGGCGGCAUCAACGACGAUGACACCCAGAUGCUGGAACAACUGUUUCAGAGCCUGGGCAAUGUCUGCAUGGACCUCCAGGCUAUCACCACCUCCCCCGAUCCAGAUAUGAAGACAGCACGGGUGCUGCGACGACGAUUGGAUGCGGCGAGGAGAGUGCUGGAUGGAGAACUUGAUACUUGA
This is a messenger RNA of Penicillium argentinense, 2559 nucleotides long. RefSeq lists its product as uncharacterized. The transcript is spliced from 3 exons. Bases 1 to 2559 code for a protein of 852 amino acids. The record is from RefSeq and is a predicted model, not a curated record. NCBI's taxonomy places the organism in Eukaryota, Fungi, Ascomycota, Eurotiomycetes, Eurotiales, Aspergillaceae.